AUGGGUGGUGGAAACUCUAAAAAGGCAAAAAAAGGUAUUAAAGAAGAGGACAUGGUAAGAUCCUUAAAAAUAGAUAAAUAAUUCCCCAAAGAUCCCUUCACAAAUUUAAAUGCACCUAAUGUUGCUGUUCCUUUCGAAGAGAAAAAUGCUUUGCCAACUCUUUAAACCAUGAAUACCCCCAAGAAUGAGAAAGGCAAACCAUAUGGUAUUUUAAAGAAUACUAAUGAAACUGACAAAAAAGCGCCAAGAUACAAAAAUGGCUACAUCAUUGAUGACGUUCCAGUUGUUAGGGAAAAGGUUUCUUAGGGAUAAACCGAGUAGUAAUUAGUCUAUCCUUCCUAGUCUCAAAACAACUAGUAGUAGGGUAUAAAGAGCGAUCAGAACUAGUCUUAAGAUUAGGAAGCAGCUGGAGAAAUUAAGCCCUAACAAAUGCUUUAAAGUAACGUAAUAGUUAAGGCUAAACAGAAUUAGCCUCUACCAAUGUCGAUUGAUGUGUAAUUUAAAGCUGAUAUUAACACUGUGGGAUAUAAAAAUCACAGGCGAGGUAAAACCUAUAUAAGUUAAUUAGCAGGAAGUGCAUAUGAAUUUAACAGCCAGGCAACAUUAGCCGGGGCUAAUAAAUCUAUAGUUCAUGGAAUGGUGGAUGAUAUAAGAGCCAGCCAAGACAAAGGGGAUGUAAUAGAUCUCAAUGAGCUAUAAAGUUAUAUAUCUAAACCAACAAAGCACAUAAUGUUUUGA
Messenger RNA from Stylonychia lemnae, 738 nucleotides. NCBI's taxonomy places the organism in Eukaryota, Ciliophora, Spirotrichea, Sporadotrichida, Oxytrichidae. The record is from the annotation of a GenBank genome assembly.